GUUUCCUCUGGGCAGGUUUUGAUGGAAUCUCCCCCCGUCUCGGGGUCUAAUGAAUGGAUGGAUGACCAUCAAUAUCCAGGGUUGUGAAGAAGUAUUUGCCCCCUUACAGGACAAUAUGAGUAUAAUAGUGAAGCAGGUGUGGGAUUUCCAGCAGCGCAGUCGUAGAGCUGCUGCCGUGAAGCCUCCGGCUUGUUACAUCCCGUUUAUAGCCAAUGGACUGACCUUCAGCUCAUGCACUAUGUAUGGACAGACCAGGACCUAUUGGUGCUCCACCACAGACAGCUUUGACAGAGAUGGGCUAUGGAGCUGGUGCAAUGGACCAGGAACUAACAGUGCGGCAGCAUGUGUAUUUCCCUUCCAGUAUCUGGGGGUGCUACACACCGCCUGUAUUCUGCAUCCCACUGGCUACACUUGGUGCUCCGCCACAUCCAACUAUGACCGUGACGGUCAGGGCAUCUACUGUCUGGCAGUCGGCAGCACAACCAUGGCGUCCACCCCCCUCCCCACCUAUGAUAUGACAUCAGAGACAGUGAAUUCGGCUCCACUGAUAGUCUCCACCGGAUUCACCUCCUCGGACAACUCCACCGACUCGACGCAGCUGACGGAGUGGUUACAUCUCGUAUCCUCGAACAUGUCCGCAGAAGAAGGUCUGGGCCUCAUUCCAGAUUUACAGAAUUACGUCUCCUCAGUUGGCCCUUAUGGAUUCCAUCAAGAUGAGGAGGAAGAAAUCAUUAAUAUUCUGAACAACAUUACGGAAAAUGUCGCCCAGUCUAACCUGAGCUUCCCUGUGGGUGCCGUGAUGGAUAUCCUAAAAAUCGCCAAUGAAAUCCUCAAUGAGACAUUUGGGAGGUCAGGUGCUAACACCACGUUCAGUCCACAGCUCUUACAUUCCUUUGAAAACCUUUUAGAAAACAUGGAGAUGGUUGAUGCAUCCUUCAAGGUCUCCUAUGAAAACAUUGAUUUCCAUUGCUUAGUGGCCUCCUGUGCCAACCUGAGUAAUGAGAAUGCCCUAAGGAUCGAGUCCCAUGUUAGUGUCGCGAUGACCCCUGAAGACAGUCAACAAGCCUUUCCUCCAGACUGUUUGGUCAACUAUUUGUUGUUGUCCUGCAGAACCCUGAAUAUGAACUUCCCAGGUCAAUAUGAAGAAGGAGAUGGUUCAAGCCUUACAUUCCAAGUAGACAGCAACAUCUUCACCAAUGUCUUGCGACUCGAUGGUAAGAGUUUCCACAAUCCAAAUGUCAACUUGACUUUCCAAUGCUCCCAUGGAAAUUACUGCGACCAUACGGCUGUAUGUGCUUUUUGGAAUUUCACCAGAAGUAGCUGGUCUUCGGAAGGGUGCACGACUGAGAUUGCCAAUGGAGUAACCUACUGUCACUGCCACCAUCUUACGUCUUUCUCCGUACUGAUCGCAAAAUUCAUCCCCAGCUCCUUGAAGAACAGCUCCGUACUUGACUACAUCACCAUCGCUGGUCUUGCUAUCUCCAUCGCUUCCCUCACGAUAUGUAUCACGUUCCAAGUGUAUGUCCUGAGAUUUCCCAUGAACCUUGUAGCUUACUACAGGCACACAACCAUCCUUAAUGCCUCCAUAUUCCUUCUCCUGAGCUACGUCUCCUUCAUAGCCGCCAGUUAUAUCACACCCAAGGAGUCUCUCAGACUUUGCGUGGGGUUGACCUUCUGCACCCAUUUCUCUCUCUUAGCUUUCUUUUUCUGGACCUUAGUCCAAAGCAUUUUCCUUUUCUGCCGUUUGGUGUUUGUCUUCCAUCAUGUCACGAAGAAGGAAUUCAUGAGUCUUUCAGUAGGUCUUGGAUACAUAAGUCCCAGCAUCAUUGCCAUAGGCACCUUCUUGUACUUCACUCCGACUAAUGAUUAUCAGAAGGAAAACGUUUGUUGGCUGCAGAGUGACUCGGGGGCUUCCAUGGCCUUUAACAUUCCAACCAUCAUAAUCCUGUCUGGAAACUUCAUGGUCCUCCUCGUGGUGAUCCAGAAACUUCUCAGACCAUCCAUCUCUGAGGGCAGCAAUGAGGACAAAGAGAUUAUCAAGAAGCUGGUGAAGGCCGUGGUCUUCUGUACACCUCAGUUUGGAUUGACCUGGGCUGUUGGAAUCCCUUUAAUGUCAGAUGGGAGCUUGGUGGCGUUACAGUAUUUGUUUGUGAUCCUCAAUCCUCUUCAAGGGUUCUUCAUAUUCGUCUUUGGCUGUUUGCUGGAUAAGAAGGUAAUGGAUGUUAUAAAGAAGAGGAUGUCAAAGAGCCCCGUAUUCAGCAGCACGGCAACAACAGUCAGCACCUACUGAGGAUCCAGGCCGAGGCUUUGUGGAGCUCUCAGACCCCGGCUAUAUUAUAAUCCCACCUUGUGACCUCCAUAUUAUACCUCGUCACCUCCAUAUUAUACCUCGUCACCUCCAUAUUAUAAUUCCAC
This is a messenger RNA of Hyla sarda, 2415 nucleotides long. RefSeq names its product adhesion G-protein coupled receptor F3-like. Lineage: Eukaryota; Metazoa; Chordata; Amphibia; Anura; Hylidae. Gene Ontology annotation, molecular function: G protein-coupled receptor activity. The record is from RefSeq and is a predicted model, not a curated record. Gene Ontology annotation, cellular component: membrane. Gene Ontology annotation, biological process: G protein-coupled receptor signaling pathway; cell surface receptor signaling pathway. The transcript has 13 exons. Bases 50 to 2290 code for a protein of 746 amino acids.